Lolium rigidum is the source of this 2513-nucleotide messenger RNA. Its product is annotated as conserved oligomeric Golgi complex subunit 3-like. Lineage: Eukaryota; Viridiplantae; Streptophyta; Magnoliopsida; Poales; Poaceae. Bases 24 to 2342 code for a protein of 772 amino acids. The transcript is spliced from 25 exons. Gene Ontology annotation, cellular component: membrane; cis-Golgi network; COG complex. Gene Ontology annotation, biological process: intra-Golgi vesicle-mediated transport; Golgi organization; intracellular protein transport. The record is from RefSeq and is a predicted model, not a curated record.
UUUGGCGCGAGCUCACGCCGAGGAUGUCCAUGGCGACGACGCCGGCGACCCUGCCCAAGUCGGGGGCGGUCUCCAAGGGCUACAACUUCGCGUACGCGUGGGAGAAGAACGCGCCGCUCACGGAGCAGCAGAAUGCCGCCAUCUCCGCGCUCUCGCACGCCGUCGCCGAGCGGCCGUUCCCGGCCAAUCUGGAAGAUGGAGCUACGACAAUACCAGAAAAAGAGUCUGCUUUGGAGGAGGCGGGUGCAAUGGAUGCGGUCCUGGUAAAUACACAUCAGUUCUACAAAUGGUUUGCUGAACUGGAAUCUGCUAUGAAAUCUGAGACGGAGGAAAAGUAUCGCCUCUACGAGAGUACAUUAGAGGAACGUGUUAACACAUGUGAUGGUAUCCUUAAACAAGUCGAUGACACACUGAACUUAUUUGAAGAACUGCAAUCCUUGCACUCCAGCGUUGCCAUAAAGACAAAAAUUUUGCAUGAUGCUUGCGACCAACUUUUGGUGGAGAAACAGAGGCUCAUCGAGUUCGCUGAAGCACUCCGAAGUAGGUUAAACUACUUUGAUGAAUUGGAAAAUGCCUCUACUAGCUUUUAUUCUCAGACUAUGAACAUUGGAAAUGAACAGUUUCUCCCACUGUUGAAGCGGCUUGAUGAUUGUAUCUCAUAUGUUGAAAAUAAUCCACAAUAUGCUGAAUCUGCUGUUUACUUGGUGAAGUUCCGCCAACUUCAGUCUCGGGCAUUAGGUAUGAUCCGGUCACAUGUCCUGUCAACACUGAAAGCUGCAUCAGCCCAGGUUCAAGCUGCAAUCCGGGGCAGUGGUUCUGGCAAAAAUGCUGUUACGGAGGGUGUCGAAGCAUCUCUUAUCUAUGUCCGUUUCAAGGCAGCAGCCGGGGAGCUAAAACCAAUUUUCGAUGAGAUUGAAAGUAGAUCUGCUAAGAAAGAAUAUGCACAGAUUCUUUCAGAGUGUCACAGUUUGUUUUGUGAGCAGAGGCUGCACCUGAUACGAGGCAUGGUGCAGCAAAGUAUUUCUGAGUUUGCUAAAAAUGAGGCCUUACCUUCUUUAACAAGGUCUGGUUGUGCCUAUUUAAUGGAGGCAUGCCAGCUUGAGCACCAGCUUUUUGCUCAUUUCUUCCCAGCAUCCGCAUCGGAUGUUUCAAGUAUGGCCCCUUUAAUGGAUCCAUUGUGCACACACUUGUAUGAUACUCUGAGGCCUAGACUAAUAUAUGAAGGAAACAUUGAUUCUCUCUGUGAACUCGUCAACAUUCUGAAGGCUGAAGUGUUGGCGGAGCAACUGAGUAGACCUGAGGAUUCAGUAGCUGGGCUGCGUCCAAUAUUUCAGAGGAUACUUGCAGAUGUUCAUGAGCGGUUGGCAUUUUGUGCUCGGACUCAUAUUCGUGAGGAGAUUGCAAACUUUCGCCCUUCUGAUGAAGAUCUGGAUUAUCCUGGAAAACUUGAGAGAUCAGCAACUUCAAGUGCUAAUGUUAGUGACAACCCAGACAUGUAUGCAAGCUGGUACAGACCAUUGGAGAAAACAGUUUCGUGCCUAUCAAAGCUAUAUCGCUGCUUAGAAUCUUCGGUUUUUACUGGUUUAGCCCAGGAAGCUUUAGAAGUUUGCUCAACAUCCCUUCAGAAUGCAAGCAAGGUCAUUACAAAAAGAGCAAGCCCCAUGGAUGGACAGCUUUUCCUGAUUAAGCACCUGCUCAUUUUAAGGGAACAGAUUGCGCCAUUUGAUAUAGAGUUCUCUGUCACACAUAAGGAGCUGGAUUUCUCCCAUUUGCUGGAUCACUUAAGAAGGAUUCUCAGGGGUCAGGUCUCACUAUUUGACUGGUCAAGGUCAACAUCACUUGCUAGGACCUUUUCUCCUCGUGUUUUGGAGAGCCAAAUUGACGCCAGAAAAGAGCUGGAGAAAAGCCUUAAAUCUACCUGUGAAGAGUUCAUAAUGUCCAUCACUAAACUAGUAGUGGACCCAAUGCUUUCUUUUGUUACUAAGGUAACUGCUGUCAAAGUUGCAUUGUCCUCAGGUAGCCAGGGGCAGAAAUUGGAUUCUGUUCUAGCAAAACCCCUUAAGACACAAGCAUUUGCCUCACCUGAUAAAGUUGCAGAGCUCAUUCAAAAGGUUGGGACUGCUAUUCAAGAAGACCUUCCCAAAGUAAUGAUCAAGAUGAGGUUGUAUUUGCAAAAUCCAUCGACGAGAUUAAUUUUAUUCAAACCCAUCAAGACAAAUAUAGUUGAGGCUCAUAUACAGCUGCAAUCCCUUGUGAAGUCAGAGUACUCAGCUGACGAGAUUCAGUCUAUGGGUAUGCUGUCCAUAUCCGAUCUACAGUCUCAACUCGACAGUCUGAUGUAGCCCGUAGCUUUUUGUCUGUUUUAUUAGGGUGUUCUUAAGUCUCGGAAAUUCACUCUAUUAAUGUGCUAGAGUGAUGUCGUUUUUCAUUUUACAACUAAAUGUAACUAUAGUUGUGUAUUACACCAUCGACCAUGGUGUGGCUAAUAAAAGGUGUUGUUCAUUAUGUAUUUA